AUGUCUGCAGCGACGGGUGGCCUUGCACAGUGCGGCCGCCUUGCCCCGCCUCUUCCACUGUUCGCAUUCACGACACGACUCACCAGCAUGUGGUCGUCACCGUUUUUCCUUUCAUUGGCAUCUGUUUUCACGCUUAUCGGCUUAACCCUCGUUAGCGUCGCUGUGCUCACCGACAAUUGGAACGAAGUCCAGGUAAUCAAUUUUUUUUUCCAUUUUUUUUUGGCUUUUUCUGAAGAUCUAUUCCAAGAGGACAAUAUUAUCGAGUUUUUCUUAUUUCAUUCAAUACUCAUGAAAUCAUACUUUUCUCUAUUUCAAAUCCGAACUCUUUCAAUCAUUGUAUAUGAGUUCAUUUAUUUUCAUGGAAUUUCUUUUUCCUUUGCUCGAUUAGAAAUCCUUUUUUUGACACGAGUCUUCUUUGAAGAGCUUCAUUUUGCUCUGUUUCUUGAAAAACUGACUUCUGGAAAAUUUUUUUCCUCGUCUUUUUCUGAAUUUCCAUAAAGUUUUUGAGUGAAAAAAACUUUUCGAAUAUGAUUGAAAAAUAUAGUUUUACUCUCUGUUAUUUGCGACAGGUAAUGUAUGUGUUUUUUUCAAUUUUUUUAAUUUAUCUUUUUUUCUCAUAUGCUCACAUUUUUCUGCGUUGAUCCAUUCUGAAGCUAAAACUCAUUUUUAUGAAUUUAUUUCUAGCAGUUCUGUGAAGAUCCUCUUUUUAACGCUUCUGUGGUAUUUUUGCCACCGAAACUUGUUGAAAACAUUAUUCCUUUCAGUUGUUAUAAAUGCAUGAGGCUCAUAAUUUUUGAAAUUUGAGUUCAUUUCGAGAAUCCACGCUUCGCCAACCAAUUUUUGCCUUCUUUGCCAAAGAAGGUGAUUAACUGUUUGGCCAAAAGCGAUAAAUUUCCGUCGGCACGUCGACCAAUCAGCGUGACUUUUUCUUGCCCUAAGAGUUCAUUGUUGUCUUUUUCCGCCAUUUUCUGGCCAAACGACGUCCUGACUAAAACAGUUCCACGACGCCUUGUUUGAACACACAAAGAAGCCAAGAUUGGCAAAAGAACUAAUGAAAAAAGGGACAGAAAAAUGUUCGAAUUUUCUUCAAACGAGUUGGAGGAACGGCGACCGAAUGGUGUUAGUGAACCAUUGACGUGACGUCUCGAUUCAAUCAAACCUCUCCUCUCUCACCUCUCUAAGCACAAGAGCAAAGGUAAGAUGAGUGUUGGCUUGACCGGAGAGCAAAGAAACGCGCUGGCUGGAGGAUCCUUUUCUGGUCUCCUAGCUGGGUCGACCUGAAAAGAACCAAGAAUGAAAGGAAAAAUCUCCUAUCUUUGUUUCGCAUCUAGCAAGACAUUCUGAGAAAGUCAGGAAUCGAGGUGAAACGGACCUUCCUUUGAAGCUGGAAAGCGAUGAGAUUCUCAGUUUUUCUAGAAUUUUGCAGUGGAAAGUUUUUAAAAAAAGUUUCAAAUCUCAUUAGAUGCUUUGCGAAUUUGAGAUAAGAGCUAUAACAGGCUUUUCAAUGAAGCUUGGAAGAUCUAUGAAAUCUUAAUUCGAAUUAAAGAACGAAAAAAAUUGGAUGGCUCUUUAUCGCUGAUCUUCAAAAUCCGCGUUCCAAGUUUUUUCAUCAAACUUUUUCUUUCUUUUUCUACAUGAAUAUUUUUCUUCCUUUGGAAUUCUCCAAUAAAAAAUACCUAUUCAAAGCUUAUACGACCCUUUCACAGGCAACACAACGUGUUUAAACGGCCCUGCAAUAAACCACAGAAGUUUAUGGAAAAAAACGGAAAUUGUCAAAAUGGCAAAUUCCGGUUGGCGUUAACCUGUUUCAAUUAUUCAAAGAGGCCAUUUGUUUUACAGCGCUUCAUGAAUCGUUCUUUUUUCCGGAAUUCUAGUAGCCCUGGUUCUAAACUUCCGCGAAAUUACUGAUGCUUUCAAAACAUGUUUUUGUUAUAACUUCGCCAUUAUUUCUCUGAACUUUCAUAAAAUAUAAACUUUUUAUUAAUAAUUCAAUUUACCAGUUCUGAAACACGAGAAAAUGUGUGAGGCAAAACUUAAACCUUUUUUAUUCUUCCCAUUCGUUUUUUUUGCAAGAGGUAGGAUCAUUCAACUGUGAUUGAAAAGUCCGAAACACCUAACCUAACAUCAAAAACUAGUCCUAUUUCUGUCAUCUCACUUGUAGCCCUCCUUUACUUUUUCCAAACCUAGCAAUCCCUAAUUUGGGCAUCUUUCUGUGAGGUGGAGCGCGUCCAUCCGUUUUAUUGCCGUGGUGCCCCUUUACCUGGCGACCUCUGCUGUCCCAUCGAUCAAAUAAGGUACUCGGCUGCCGGCCAAGAGGUUUGUGGACAAGGCCGAAAGAAUGGCUGCCCUCGCCGGAAUGAAUAGUCCGGCCGCCGGUCAGGUUGGCACGCGCAGUCUCUUUUUGGCCACGCAAUUUGGAUGAUUCUUUUCUACCUGGUCUGGCCUUCUCGAAAGGUCACGCUUGAUCUUAAGAGCCUAACACUAAUCCUUUCGCGGGGGACUCGCAUCAAAAUUUGACCUCGUAUUUAUUGAGAACAAAAGAAGCCCCGGAAGUGUGAGAAAAAUGUUCAGAAACAUGGAAAGAUCUUUUGGAGAAUUUCAGUCAUCUAUCGGAUUAGACUGAAAAAAACCAGGCCAAAGAUCAGCGAAAAAUAUUGAGGUGAAAACUGAAAUUUUUGAAAAAAAAACACCUCGCAAAAUAUCUCAGCUCAUUCUCCGAAGUUGGCCAAGUUGGUUGAUAUAACAAAGUCGAAAGAAAACUGACGCAUUUUGAAAAAAAAGAAAUUUCAUUCGGCGUCACCUUAGCUUUUAACACCUUUAUUGAGCUGAAGCCUGAAAAUUCCGAACCGAAAACUUGAGUUUUGUGAGAAUUUUUCGUUCUUCAACCACCAGCGUAGAAUGUUCAUCUCAUUUUUCUUAUAAAAAUCGAUAGAAUCCGAAAAAAAAAUCCGUUUCUACCUGACCAACGCUCCAGUUUUCAAAAGGUCACGCUUGAUUUUAAGAGUCUAAGACUAAUCCUUUCGCGGUUAGUUCGCAUCAAAUUUCGACCUUGUACUCUGUGUACAAAGGGCAAUCGUUUUUGGUGUCCGAAAGAAGUUGGAGGAGAGCGUCUUGUGUUAAUUUUCAAGAGUCCACUUGUGAAAUACGCUUUUGCGGAAAAACUUGGCGGGAUCUUUUGUGGACAUAAAAAAUAUAGAAGCUAGAGACUGGGAGGAAUUGAUCCCGUUGUUUUUUUUUUGUACGGAGGUUCCAGAAGGACAUGACUGAGGAUAAGCCGUUCAUGAUGAAACAUUUCGAAAAAUGAGUGCAAUUUUUUUUUCGAUAGAAAAAAUUUCUUUGAGAUCGGGCUAAUCUGAACACAAAAAAAAACUCGCUCUUGUUGAUUCUUCUCAUAAAUUUCUCAAGGUUCCUUUUGAUCUCCUCGUAUCUUUGCUUUUUUUAUGCUUAGUUUCAUUAUUUUUUUAACAACUCGAAAUGCGAUUUUUUUAAACAAGAAACCAUUUGCCGAAUGAGAAAAUAUUGAAACCUGCGGAUAUUAUAAUUCAUAAUUCCCCAUUUCUUUUCCCUUUUCCGGAAACCAAAUUUCUCUACUUUCAGUUUUUUCCAUUUCAUAUAAUCAUCUAUGUUCUUCCUAUUGUUUAAAUUCAUUUUUUGUUAUUUCAGGUAAACCGUCGAGAAAUCAUCAAUGCCUUCAAACGAGAGCCAGAACUCAACGUGAAGCUCCAAAAUGCUUUCGGCCACAAUAUCUUGUAUUUCUCUCGGACCUACGGACUUCUCAACGUCUGUUUCCCUGACACGGUCCCACAAGGUCAGUUUUUUCUUAUUCGUUCUAUUUUCAUUUGAAACGAUUUUUAUUCGCUUCAACUUUUUUUCUGUUCAGAGCUUCAUGAUACUAUCAAGGUCUGAUUUGUGAGACAGUACAAAACCAACAAUCGUAGGAAAACUGGUCACGUAGUAAAUGGGAGAAAAAAAAAACAUAAAACUUGCCAAGGCCGCGAAGUUUGACACGCCUAGCUGCUGAAGUUUAGAGAUUGAAAAAUUACCUGUCACGAUCUUUGUCUGAAAGAUGAAUGUUCAGAAAUCGGAAGUUUCACCAAGUUUGGUUCCCCAUGCAUCUGGAACAACGAGUUCACGCCAACGGAAGCCAAGAGGGAGCAUUUCACGAGUGCCGAAUGGUACCGGUUAUACGCCUACCGGGGCUCGAUCGUCUGCUAUGCUGCAGGUAUAUUUUUGAAAAAAUAAUAAGAUCUUAAAAUAAUCGAGUCUUGAAAACGUCGUUGAAGAACUUUCAAAAUCUGAAAUCGCUCACUUUUUUCUAAAGCUUGAAUUUUUUGCAAAUUUCAAUAUUCGACAUGUGGAAUAAAACGUAACAAUUUCAUUUUCAUGGUAUCAGAUAAAAUUUUUCUCUGUUUAUUUCAAGAAAAAAAAUUAGAAAAAAUUAUUCCGAAGAGUUUCGAUAACUGCAGGAAGAGGAAAACAUGUUUGAUUUGGUUAUUUUAGUUCAGAUAUCAGGAUAGCCAGAUAAUCCAUGAAGCUACUGUUUUUAAGCGAAUUUUUGAUCUACAUGUUCCUGUGAACAGCGCAAUUUCAAUUGUAAAAAAAAAUUGAGAGAAUCAAUAUUUGAAAUGAACUUUCAGAAAAAAUCAAAAUUUUCCUGAACAUUGAAUCAAAAAACUUUAGCUUCUAUCCAAUCAUUUCUUCUGUACGAAUCCUUCUCCAUUUAUCACAUUUCCAAGUCAUCUCUAACAAGAUUUGACAGUCAGUUAGUACGAAAAAAUGUGUCGCAAUCGAAAACGGAUUGCUACUGGAGAAUAUCUGGUUGCUGUUCCAUUCGAUUCCUUAUUUGGGUGCCGUUUGGCGGGGUCGCAGGGGCGCGAACCAAUUGCGUUUUGCUUUGGCGAGGCCUGCAAAACGCGUUCCGAAAGAGACAAGUUUCGAUUUUGUUUCUGCAAAAACACGGCGCGUGCCCUGAUUGGAUCGGUCCUCAGGAACUGAGGGAGAAUUUUUCAGGAAUCGCGAUCGUUGCGAUCAGCCUCAUCAGCGGGAUUUUCGGAUGUUGGAACAGAUCUCGGAAGCUCAUUGUCGUGACUUCGGUGCUUCUUCUCGUUGCUUGUGAGUGACUGAAUCAUGAUAUUCAACAUGAUAAAGGAAAAAUUUUUGGUUGGAGAGAUUUUUUUCGAAUAAUGAAAAAAAUUCCAAGGUUUGGUCCUGUUUUUCAGUUAUGUCAAGGAAAAAAAUAAAUAAACAAAAAAAUGAACCUUCAAAAAAAUAGAGUGAAUCUCAAAAACUCAAGAUUGGUUUUAAAUUACUGUAUAUUCCCUUUUUUUAGUAUCAAAUUAUUUUGGAUCUGGAAAGGAAUAUUGUUUUGUAACUGAGAACAGUGAAAUGACUGGAUUUUGAAUCAGAGAAGCUAUCAAAAAAACUUAUUGAAAAUUUUUUUAUCUUAUUUUUUUCUCAAUCGCCAAAAAAAUCAAUUUUAAUAAUGUUUCUUUCCGUCAUUAAAGCUUAUCGCAAAAAGAAAAAGAAUAAAUUAUUUCGCUAUCUCAAAAAUUUCAAAAAAAAAAGGAUUUUCCAGCCCUCGCGAUGAGCCUCGCCAUGUUCGGAUGGCACUACGUCGCCUACACCGACCGCAAUGUUCUUGAUAUGGAGCCGUACUACAAGUCCUGGGAGCCGGUACGUUCUUUUCUUCUUUCAAGAGCCUUGCCUGUUUACUAUUCGACCCAAUUGUGUUCCUCUCCAACUUCAGUUACUCUAUUUUGGUCCAUCUCUUUCAUGAUGUAGACGCUGGGCACUUGAACAAAAAUUUUUGAAGGUUAUGAUUUGAAAAUGUUUUUUGAGAGUGAAAGAACUUUCGGGAAGGUGUUGGAGAUUUUCGGAAGUGGUUGAAGAAAAUAUUGAGGGGCUGAAAGAUUACUUUGAAGUUAUUUCAUGAUUUCAAAUCCCAAGUUGGCUAUCGAUUAAUUUGGAAAAGGAGAAAACUUCGAAAAAUCACUUGAAGUUGUUUUUCGAAGGAUCGACUAUUAUCCUUGAUCUUAUAAAUAUUUUUUUCUAUGUUUGCUCAAAAAGUUCGCUCCCGUUGAAACUCCAACAUAUUUGCCACGGAGCAGUGUUGACCGAUCGGGUCAAUAGAGGCAAAAACACGGAGCGGUAGACGACCGCCUGGGGGACCGUUCGAGUGGCACGACACUUAAGACGAGACCUCAACACCCUGGUCCCCUCUCUUCUCCUUCGGACAACAGCUCUCAUCGGCUUCUAUCAAAAACAUACACUUGUCUCCUUAGCCGCCUCCUCUUCCUAUUUUUACACCACGCUUGGUUUUUGGCGGUGUCAAUGGGUCAGGGACGUUAGGAAAAGAAGAAAACUUUGAGACCGAGUAUAGUCAUUUCAGAACGAUUUGCUGUUGUUCAGAGGCGUAGAAGUAGGACUUGCCUCCAAUUAGGGAGGAAGAAGGCUUUUUUUCUGGGUUUUUGGGCAAACUUUUUUCCUUCAAUUGAAAAUUAAAAAUGAAAAGAAUUUGAGCCUGUUCCAAAAUUAUUGCUGCGGUCUUCAAAAGCGCUUCCACAGUUCAAAGAAAAGUUACUGAGGAAAAAAAUCGAAAAAUGGAAAUGGGGUAAAGAUUUAUUAAUUCUUUAAUUUUUAAUUUGUCUUACAAACCGACUUAAAAAAAUUUUUUUAACAGUUAGAAGGGCAGUUUAAUAAGUCAAAAAAAGGUAACCGGACUGAAAAAAAUGUCGGAUCUCUGUUGCCUCUCGAAAUGCAAAUAAACAGUCGAGAUUUCAGGUUUUCCGAAAUUUUUAUUCGAAAUUUUUUAAAACCCGUAAAAGUUCUUAAGAAAUCUCAAACGCUUUCUACAAGAAAAUCUAUCCAAAAUUUCGAAAUUUGUAAACCUCUCACUUCCUCAUAAAUUACUUUGAUUCGAUUGCAUUAAAAAUUUUUCCUUUUCGGAAAAACGUUGAUCUUCUUCGAAAACUCGGAGUUUCCACGAAGUAACCGGACACUUUUCUUCAAGUUUAUUACCUACAUGGGUAAAGUCAACAAUUUUUUCAACCUUGGUUUCUUAACCGCAUUAGUAGAAGUACCUAUUUGGAUGAUGUGGUUGUGUAAUUACAGUAACAGUUAAAGAUCAUUUUUUAUGAUUAUGGAAGAAGGUAAAUAAUGUGGUUUUUGGGAAUUUCCAGAAAAAAAUGUUUGGUAUUCGUCAAUCUGUUUUUUUCCUAUCUAUUCUGAAAAAAAUUGAUUUUUUUGAAGUUUUAUUAAAACUUUCUUGGCAACUUUUUUUAGCAUAAACAAUCUCAAAGCAUUGCGUCCUAAUUAAAUUUUUAUUUCUAGGGUUCGCUCCAAUCAAAAUAAUCCUUUUUCAAGAUUGCAAAACGUAUUUUUUUCCAGAUGCCUCAAUGUCGCAAAUCAUCCAGAAAUCUUUCAGGUCUUGAAACUCACGACUCGGCAAAACUACGGCUGGUCUUACUUCGUUUCUUGGAUCGGAAUCGUGUUCCUCCUACUCGGCAGCGCUUCAAUGUACUUUGCCUACACCGCCAUCAAGGUUUGAUUUAACAUCAAAACUUUUUCUGAAGCCGAAUUGAACACAAACUUGAAUGGGUGUAGAACUAUACAAUUUUUGAAUUUGUCAAACUUUUCAAAAAUUUGAUUUUUUUUUAGUUAGACAAUUCACGAACGGAAGUAUUAUGGCUCUUUUUCCAAAGUUAUUUAUUUUCCUUAUACUGUUAAAUCCAAUAGUUUUGCUGUUGAAGUUGGUUUUAUCUUGGAAGCUGGGUGAUCUUCAAAAAAAAAAGCCAGCUCAAAAUAUUGCCUUUCCAAACUGCUUCGAUGAACUCGCGAUAUUAGGCAAAUCCAUCAUUUCGCAUUCCAUCAUAUCUCGUAAAUAUAUCAGUUUCGGCGUUGAGGCCGGCAGAGAGGCCAUUGUCCUUGAGCGGCGAGUAGAAAUCAGUGGGUAAGUCGGAUCAGCGCAUCCCAUUCGGAUGUUUUCUCCCACCUCGGAAUGUGGCACACAAACGGCGUAAUGGCCGUCCGACAAAUAAUGUCGCAUUUAUUGGAGAUUUUCCCAGAUAUGCGUUCUUCUCAACAAUGGAAGAAAUCACUGAUUCGGGGAUAUUUCCGAAAAGUUUUCGAAAACUCCCAAAAAAUAUUCAAAAAUUCUCUAUUCAUUUAUCCAAGAGAUCUUAUCUUCGAGCUGAAAAAGUAUCAAAAUUAUAAACCAAAUUAAAAGAUAACAGCUUUAUGAAAAUUUUGAAAGCAUGAAAAAAAUCCCGAAAAGUCAAUGAACAAAAUACAAUAUACUUCAAAACUCUCAGUUCAACCAAUAAUACCAAAUCUCAUCUCGAAAUUUUGAAAGCAUGAAAAAAAUCCCGAAAAGUCAAUGAACAAAAUACAAUAUACUUCAAAACUCUCAGUUCAACCAAUAAUACCAAAUCUCAUCUCGAAUCCACCUCCUUUUAGUUAGUUGCGCUUGGCGCCAUUGGUGAUUGGAAUCUAGGUCAAGCAAGUAAAACGGUUGUUUGGGUUUUCAGAAAGAAGAAGACAUGGCUCUAUCAGCGAAGAAUGGGGCCUACUUGAUGCCCAACUACUACGACAAGGGAGCGAUCGUUCCGUAUGGAUAUGGAACCUAUGCAGGUGUGUAUGACAAAAAAAAAGAGUAGUUCAGUCAAAAACAAGUAAAUUUACUUCUUAUCAGUUUCAUUCAUUGCUUUUUUUCACAUUUUUCCUUCUUAGAAAAGUCUUUUUUUAUAGCUAGACGUUGAUCAAAAAAAUCACUAGCUUAAUUACAAAACAUUUUUUUGAUCCCUCAAGGUAAUUUUAAAAAAAGCUAAAAAAAAAACUCUCAAAAAAACUGGAAAAAUGUGAAAGCAAAACGCCUUUUGAUAAUAAGAAAAUGCAUUUAUUUGCGCCUUUUCUGAGAAUUAGUCAGAAUAUUCUACCAAAUGAAGGUUUUUAAAUAAGCCGUAAUGUUAAUCAUUUCGAAGCCUGAAACUUUCAGAAGUCAGCUGGCGAAUAUGGCUUUUCAUAAGCCUCGCGUUCUUUUUUUUAGUUUUUCACCUUUUCUUAGGCUCAAGUCUUAAAAAACUAUGGUUAGUUGACCAAAGAGGUUUUGCGCCAAUCUCUAGGAAGUUUCCAACCGCGAAGCAACGGAUAUUCUUGAGAUGUCCAGGGGCUUUUUUUCCAAUAUGAAGCAACGCGCUUUUCUCCAAUGACAACUCCAAAAGUCAUCCGUCAACUUGCAGGAUACGGAACGUACCCAUACUACACGCAGUACAACACGGCGGGAUACUAUGGCUACAUGACCUACGGUCGUUAA
This is a messenger RNA of Caenorhabditis auriculariae, 9310 nucleotides long. Lineage: Eukaryota; Metazoa; Nematoda; Chromadorea; Rhabditida; Rhabditidae. The record is from the annotation of a GenBank genome assembly.